AUGCGUCUGUUUUCCUCACAACACUCUUCGGCAGCAGCAACAGAACAUGCAAAUGCCAUUAUAGCCAAGAACAACAUGCAACAUGCCAUGGAUCAGGGCAGUAAUAUCAUAGAAAACACACACAUUAUGCGCCGAGAUCUAAGCAAAAAUGCUCCACAGACAAAUGGAAAAAUGUAUCAAACCAAUAAUUUUGAGGCAUCAACUAGAGGCAGAGAACGCCAGGCUGGUGAACGUCAUAAUGAGGAAUAUAAAUCAAGGUCGUUGGAACGUUAUGCCAAACCACCUCAUACUCUAGCGGCGGCAGCAGCAGCUGCCCUUGAUCCCCACGAUGCAGAUGGUGAUGAUGAAGAGGAAAUUUAUGCAGCCGCUAGAAGAACUCUAACACCAUCACUCUCCACCCAACGCAGACGUCUACUCUCUCCCUUUGUCUCUAUGAAAAGACGCAGUCGCAGCAGUAUAAGCAGCAGUGGCAGUCGUUCUCAUUGUGAUUCCCGCGAGGUAAAUUUCAAUCUCAUGCUACCACCUCUUAAACUACCCGGACCCAUGCAACACCACAUAAUGGAACAUCAAAAAUCCAACUCAAACAUAAAUUGUCUUAAAACCACCAACAAACACUUGAAUUCAGCCAGUUCACAGAGUGGUGACAGUGGCACGGGUGGCACUGAACUUGAACAAGAUUGUAGUCGUACCUCGGCUGCGGAGAGUAGUCAACUCAGUUUGAGUUAUUCACAAUUGAGUAGUGCCUCCUCUUCCUCGAGUACUCACAGUCUCUCGAAACAAUCAAAAAUGAGUCACACACCACGUUCACACUCAAAUGUUUCCAUACACAUUGAUGAUCAUCAUAAUCAACAUAUACACGAUCAUGGUCGUGAUCAUCAUGAUCACAAUGACAUUGAACUGUUGAAUAAGCAACAUGUUGUUAAUGAUUAUCAACAUGUUGUAGUUGAUGCUGAUACAUUACUACAUAGUCGUGAUCAAGAAUUUCAAAAUACCGUAAGAGGAGCGGCAGGGGAAUGUGUUGAUUCUGUUAACAAUAAACUUGUUAGUGUUGAUCAACAGCAAGAUCAGUCGUCACAACAACAACUACAACAUCCUCAUUAUAGAGAUUCAGUAUUUUCUUCAGAUGAUUUUUAUUGUGGCAACAUAACUUUGGUGGAUGACACCUACUCAAAUUAUGAUCCUGAAAAUGAUGCUGAACGCAUGUUUUUACAAGUGGUGGGCAUAUUAAGGGAUGAAAAGGAGAAAAUGCGUCAAUUCCAAAAAGUAUUGGAAGAUUUAAGUUCUCGCGUAGCCUCAGCUGAAGCUACCACAAAUUCCUGGGUUGUACCACCCACUAGUUCGGAAGCCAGUGAACAAUUACAGCAUCUACAACGUCUCAGAGAUAAAAUGACCACUGCCGGUGCAUUGUUAGAUGAUUGUAAUGAACAGCAGUCAUUCUUCACCGCCAAUCAGGUGUUGGUGCCAGCUAAUUGUCUAUCCAAAUUGGAAGAUUUGAAUACUAGAAUGAAACUCUUACAAAUUGCUAUGGAUGAAAGACAAAAAGUUUUGUUAAAUGCUGGCGGCAAUCAAUCGUUGGAGAAUGGUGAAGAUGGUCGUUGUACUUCGAAUAGUGGCACAAUUGGCCCAAUACCAAAUCUAGGACAAAGUGUUAAACCACCAUGGGAAAGAGCUACAACAGCAGCUAAUGUGCCUUAUUAUAUAGACCAUGAACGUGAAACCACCCACUGGGAUCAUCCCGAUAUGAUCGAACUAAUGAAGAGCUUAGCCGAUCUUAACGAAAUACGCUUUUCAGCCUAUCGUACUGCCAUGAAAUUGAGAUCUGUACAAAAAUCUUUAGGUUUAGAUCGUAUCCCUAUGUCGGCAGCUAUAGAAUCUUUCGAUAAUCAUGGUUUAAGGGCACAAAAUGAUAAACUAAUUGAUAUACCCGAUAUGACCACCGUUUUACAUUCACUCUAUGUGACUUUGGAUAAAAUCGAUUUGACAAAAUCCUUAGAUCUAGCGAUUAAUUGGAUAUUGAAUGUAUAUGAUUCACAGCGCACGGGACAGAUAAGGGUGUUGAGUUUUAAGGUGGGUUUGGUUUUAUUAUGUCGCGGCCAUUUAGAGGAAAAAUAUCGUUAUUUAUUCCGUUUGGUAGCGGAUCCAGAACGUAAAGUUGAUCAAAGAAAAUUGGGCUUGUUAUUACAUGAUUGUAUACAGGUUCCCCGUCAAUUGGGUGAGGUGGCAGCUUUUGGUGGAUCUAAUAUUGAACCUUCUGUUCGUUCCUGCUUAGAGAGAGCUGGUAUUUCUCAAGAAGCAAUUGAUUCUAAUCAAGAACUUACGAUUGAAUUACAUCACUUCCUUGCUUGGCUACAACAUGAACCACAAAGUUUAGUGUGGCUACCAGUAUUACAUCGUUUGGCAGCUGCUGAGGCAGCUAAACAUCAGGCGAAGUGUAACAUUUGCAAAGAGUAUCCCAUUGUUGGCUUCCGUUAUCGCUGCCUUAAGUGUUUCAAUUUCGACAUGUGCCAAAAGUGUUUCUUCUUUGGACGUAAUGCCAAAAAUCAUAAACUUAGUCAUCCCAUGCAUGAAUACUGUACAACGACCACUUCCACUGAAGAUGUUAGAGACUUUACGCGUGCCUUGAAGAACAAAUUCAAAUCACGCAAAUAUUUCAAAAAACAUCCACGUGUGGGCUAUUUACCCGUACAAAGUGUUUUAGAGGGUGAUGCCUUAGAAUCACCUGCACCCAGUCCCCAACAUACUACACAUACUCUGCAAAAUGAUAUGCACUCAAGACUGGAAAUGUAUGCUACACGUUUGGCUCAAGUGGAAUAUGGUGGUGGCACUGGUUCCAACUCUACUCCCGAUAGUGAUGAUGAACAUCAACUGAUAGCUCAAUAUUGUAUGGCUUUGCCUACAAAUAAUGGUGCUGCUCCCAAAUCUCCCGUGCAAGUAAUGGCUGCCAUGGAUGCCGAACAACGCGAGGAACUGGAAGCCAUUAUUCGGGAUUUAGAAGAAGAAAAUUCUAGUUUACAGGCCGAAUAUCAACAAUUAUUAACGAAACAGAGUACAACACCCGAUGAGAGCAGUGGUAUGCAACAUUCCAAUUCAUCUGUGGGUGGUUUAGCGCAGGGUGCCAAUGCUCAGGGAGAACAUGGUCAAGACAUGAUGGCCGAGGCUAAAUUGCUGAGACAACACAAAGGCCGUUUAGAGUCACGCAUGCAAAUCCUAGAGGAUCAUAAUCGUCAAUUGGAGGCUCAAUUACAACGUUUACGCCAAUUGCUUAAUGAUCCUAAUAAUGGUGCUACCCCCGGUUCGGCUUUAAAUUCAAAACCGAAUACUUUACAAACCCGUUCAGUGACUGCUUCACAACUUAAUACCGAUUCGCCGGCUAAAAUGAAUCAACAAAAUGGCCAUUAUGACCAGAACUCGAUGGGUCUAAUGUUGCCCGGUAUGAAUGAUCAUCAUGCGGCUGCUGCAGCAGCAGCUGUUGGCGCCGGCGGCGGUGUUUUAGGAAAGCAUCAUUUAAUGGGUAAUGCCGGUAAUCCUGCAGCUAAUUUACAUAGUUUGCAACAGCAGCAGCAUCAGCAACAACAACAACAUCAACGUAAUAUAUUAAGUGGCAAUGGUGGCAUGGAUAUGCAAACGGCAACCGGAAAUCCUGGAGGUUUAAUGAGUGCAUAUUUAACGGAUGAUGGUAGGCCACCACCACCACCUCACAACAGCAUGAUGUUGCAACAACAUAAUCAAAGUGCGGCCAUAGGCAAGGCAAUGGAGGAAUUGGUAACAGUUAUAACGGAACAAGAAAUCGAGCAAACUUUAGAACAAGAUCUAGAGGAGGAAGAGGAGAAUCAGAUAGAGCAAGAACAAACAGCAAAUGAAACCACAACUUCUAUAAACACAAAUAAAGCGAUAAAAACACCCAAUGCCACAUCGACACCAUAUGGUUAUAAUAAAUAAAUAAAUGUUUUUUCUUUAAGAAAAAGAAAAAAA
Molecule: messenger RNA, 3972 nt
Organism: Lucilia sericata (common green bottle fly)
Lineage: Eukaryota; Metazoa; Arthropoda; Insecta; Diptera; Calliphoridae
Product: dystrophin-like
Biological process (GO): synaptic signaling
Cellular component (GO): plasma membrane
Molecular function (GO): zinc ion binding; protein binding
Source: RefSeq, a predicted model, not a curated record